Molecule: messenger RNA, 999 nt
Organism: Trypanosoma conorhini
Lineage: Eukaryota; Euglenozoa; Kinetoplastea; Trypanosomatida; Trypanosomatidae
Exons: 1
Coding region: 1-999 (332 amino acids)
Source: RefSeq, a predicted model, not a curated record
AUGAUUGACAUCACUGCAGUGCCCACUCGUGCUGUGACGUGCCCCUUCCCUCUUGUGGCGCUGGACGCAGCGGUGCCCCACGACCCCCUGACGUCGCCGUUGCUGUUGCUUAUAGUUGGUCGGGAGAAGGCGUGCGUUGCGGCGCUGCAGGAUCGCAAGGUCUGGCUUCGCAAAUUUGUGUUGCAGUCCCAUCGCACACUGACGACAGGUGCAUGUUGUGCCGUGGACACGAACGACGGACAUCUCUUUGCGUUGGGCGACGCCUUUGCCACCCUGACGCUGCACCGCAUUCCUCCAGUGUCAAAUCGUGUGGCGCCGGCCGAUCAUGAGAGCGGUACUAUUUUUGUCGGCAACGCCUGGGAUACGACGCCUCGGAUUGAGCAAGUUGUUCCCGUGCGGGGCAGCAGUGGGGUGGACUUUGUGUGUACGCGCCAAGGUGAAACGAAUGUCGCGUGGGCAAUAUCGUGUGAGCGUGAGGAGGCACGCACUAUCAGUGUUGACGUCACGUUGGAACGGUUAUUUGUGCAACAGCAGGCUGCUCCGGGCUGCCUCGUGGGGGCCACGCCGCGCGGUGUGUCCCUCAUCUCUCCCGCCUCGGGGGAUACAUUGAUGGAGCUCCAGCUGCCGAGCGGGACGCGGCGUGUUGCGGCCGUGCAGUCGGGCGUUGCCGGGAGUAACUAUUACGCCGUGGUAACGGUUUGCGGUAUAGCUCUUAUGUAUGAUCAACGCCGUGCUGAGAAACCAUUUUGGUCAGAGCCGCUCUGGGACUCGCGCGGUGUCAAGGAGGCUGGUGGGGCUGGGGCGCUUAUGGCGUAUUGCUGCGAGGGCGUGUGGGCUGUUCGCGCCGCUGAAAAGCUCCACUGUCUACGCUGCACUGACGGCUCUGUUGUGUGCCGCUCUUUUCCACUUUCUGGGGGUUUGCAUUCGUCGCAGUUCACCACUGCAGGUCUGCACUUCACAAAUGACGUUCUUCACUUUGUGGGGAGUAAGAACCUUUAA